Sipha flava (yellow sugarcane aphid) is the source of this 672-nucleotide messenger RNA. RefSeq names its product zinc finger MYM-type protein 1-like. The transcript has 3 exons. The record is from RefSeq and is a predicted model, not a curated record. Bases 1 to 672 code for a protein of 223 amino acids. NCBI's taxonomy places the organism in Eukaryota, Metazoa, Arthropoda, Insecta, Hemiptera, Aphididae.
AUGUUUAAAAAGGAGUAUCCUAAGACAAAAUUUGGAAAUCAAAAUCGAGGAUUUACACCUUCUUACUUUAGUGAGUUUAAUUGGCUUGAAUAUAGUGUUAGAAAAGAUAGCGUGUUUUGUUUUCCAUGCCGUAUUUUUGGAACUGCUCAUCAAACGGAAAAUACAUUUACUGUAAUAGGAUUUAAGAACUGGAAAAAACUUUGUGGAUCAAGAGAUUCAAAGACCAAAAAAUCAAAACUAAGUUUGCACGCUUCAACAAUUAAUCACAUUAAUUGUAUGUCAAGAUGGUUAGAAUAUAAAAAUUCUUUAAAACAAGGUAGUAUCAUCUCCAAAUUAUCAACAGCCAACAAGGAGCACAUUGACAAAAAUCGGCAGUAUAUUAAAUGUUUAAUUGACAUUGUUAUAUUUCUUGGGCGGCAGGGACUUCCAUUUAGGGGUCAUCGUGAAAAUGAAGAUGCUUUAAAUAAAGGUAAUUUUAAAGAGCUGUGCAUGUUGUUUUCAAAACAUCAUAUUGAGUUUGAGAAAAAAUAUAUUUUCAACUCAACUAACCAUACUAGCUGGGCCAUUCAAAAUGAUUUAAUAAAUAUUUGUACUUCAUAUGUGAGAGAUAAUAUUGUUUCUGAAGUUAAAAAGUGUGGCAUGUUUUCCAUUUCAUGUGAUGAAUUCAGGUAA